This is a messenger RNA of Racocetra persica, 465 nucleotides long. The record is from the annotation of a GenBank genome assembly. NCBI's taxonomy places the organism in Eukaryota, Fungi, Glomeromycota, Glomeromycetes, Diversisporales, Gigasporaceae.
AUGGUCUAUGUUCCCAAAAAUGGUGGUCUAUGGGGUGCAUGUACUGGACAGACGAUUACAUAUUUAGAUUUUUCCUUGGUGUAUUCACUUAGCGGAACCCCCACCGUACCUGCCGUAGGCAACUAUACUUAUGGAAAGACUCCUUCUACUGUUGAUCACCAUGGAUUUAUAUACGCAUUGUACCCCCAAAAUCUUACUACUGUUACCAACUCCUGUGGAACUAACACUACUGUUUGUCGUUUUGUAACAUACCGUAAUUACUCUCUUCCAAGAAAUCAUUAUUGCGUAAUAGUAGGUAAUCCAAACAAUGUUGACUAUUACUUGACGAUGGUAUAUUCUUUCGGUGGUACCAGUGCUCGUCGUAGUAUUAAUUCACCUAAAAAAAGUGUUUACGAACGUCAACUUGUUGAUUUUGAAGUGGCCGGUCCGGAAGUUUUGAAUAAAUUCCAAAGCAGUCAAGUGUAA